Jatropha curcas is the source of this 1596-nucleotide messenger RNA. Lineage: Eukaryota; Viridiplantae; Streptophyta; Magnoliopsida; Malpighiales; Euphorbiaceae. The record is from RefSeq and is a predicted model, not a curated record.
GCUCAUUUGCUAUUCUGACAAUCUGACUUCUCUCUCUUACAACACAAUUAAUUUGGCCUAUUCAUGUUCGUCUUUUCAAAUUUGACAAGUACACUACCUCUCCUUUAUUAAAUGCUCCAUUUUGAAGAUUGAAUACUGUGCAGCACUAGCUAGCUAAAGGCAAAUAACAACCCCAUAUUUGAUUACUCCACUUACAAGCAGAUACUUAUAACUCCUGCAAGAAGAAACCCAUUUGCCCAUGAAACUGAUAUGAUUGUCAGAGACAGAAAAUUAAAAAAACAGAUUCCUUUUUCCAAUCCAGUCCAGGCAUUUCUUUCUACCAAUAACUCCUCUUUCUCUCUCUCUAGUGUUUUUUUUUUCAUAAACCUUGUAGGAUUCAGAGUAUCCCCACUUCUCUCUUUCUUAUCUCCUCUGUUACUAAGCCCAUACAGCCCCUUGUCUCAAGCACUCUAUAUAAUUAUUACAUGUAGAGGUUCUUCGCAUUUUUCAACUCUUGUGAACUUAGUCUCUCAACUCUCUUUACCUAACUCUUCUUCCUUUUUUUCAUCAGCUCCAACACUAAAAAGAUCAAACUCACCAUUUUAUUUUGGUACUUUCUUUAUCUUCUCCAUUGUUUCUUUUUAGCCUUUUAGUUUCCUUUUCCCAUAAAUCAGCAAGUGCUCUACCACUAGUUAAUUAUUAGUUUUAGGGCCUUCACCUACCUGGCCUAACAGUAUCGAUCAUGCCAAUACUCCAUUGGACUGUUAGCUUUCAACCUUGAUUUGCUUAUUUAUACAUAUAGUUAAGGUAAUUCUUUUUCUAAUGCAUGCAGGCAUGGAAAUUGAGGAGAAGGUUUGUCAUCAGACAAAUGUAGAAGACGAAACAAGAACAAGAGUAUUUCCUUGUUUAUUCUGUUCAAGAAAAUUUUACAGUUCUCAAGCUUUAGGUGGCCACCAAAAUGCUCACAAGAAAGAAAGAAAUGCAGCAAGAAAGGCAAAAAGAGCUUCUGAAUAUGCAACGCCACCACCACCUCUACCGCCAUCGGCGUCAUUGCCAAUGGUUUUUGCUCCAAGUCAUAAUCAUCAUUUAGGGUUAUUACAUCCUUCAAUGUACAUAACAGCCCAUGCAGCCCCCUUGCAAUGUUAUCCAAACCACCAAUUCAUCUCCAAUAGUUUUGGGUCAAAUGGUGCACCUAAGUUUGAUAAUGGGAUUUUUUAUGGUGGGAAUUGUUCAAGCCAUAGAUAUCAUAAUCAUCAAUGUGAAGAAGAAGAUCCAAGUUUCUUGAAUUGGCAAAGGAGCAUAAGAUUCAAUGGUGCCUCCAACCAGAACUCAGCUAUAGUAGCAAAUAAUGCCCAUCAGAAUUUGGCAAAUACUAAUGAUAAUAAGAAAGAUCCAAAACUUGAUUUAUCGCUUCAUCUAUGAAGAAGAUAUGUUAAGUUCUUUUUGAAGUUGUUAAUUAGGAUUUCCAUAUUCUAUUUCUUCUUUUUGGAAAUUUGCAUUUGCUAAUAAUAAAACAUAUCUGUAGCGACAGACAAUUUUUUUUUUUUUAAUUUCACGAGGCAGAGAAUUAAUGCAUUUGUUGUAAACAUAAGUUUUAAUUGAUUUUUUUCUAUUAAA